AGUAAGAGCACAGGCGCGGGGCUGGACGCGGUGAAGAAGAAGGCGGGCCAGGAGCACCGAAGGGGGACAUGGCUCGGGGACAGCAGAAAAUUCAGUCUCAGCAGAAGAACGCCAAAAGACAAGCUGAACAUAAGAAACAAGUCCAUGACCAGAAGGCGGCAGCCCGGACUGCUCUGGUCUACACCUGCUCCGUGUGCCGGGUCCAAACGCCUGACCUGAAGACCUUCAAGCACCACUUCGUGAGCAAGCACCCCAAAACUCCGCUGCCUCCAGAACUGCUCAACGUAUAGGCAGAACCGGCAUUUGCAGAUCCACCCACGGUGCCGUGGACUCUUCUGUAGGAGAACUUAGCUUGGCCUUCUGAAGUUCGGUGCAGUGUCAUGAGGAGAUGAGGCCCCACGUGAACAACACCUUUCCAUCCUGGGUUCUGCAAGAGACAUGCUGACAUCACCACCCCGGAGCUGCUGGCCCAUGCAAGAUGAAAGGUUCACCAAACACGAGUGGAUUCCACCUGGAGCUGAAAUCUGGAGCCUACAGCGCAGAACCUGGAGCCUAGAGACCAGCCGCGCCCCAUAUACGUGCACACAAACCACAGCCCUAAGAACGCUACAAAAAAAUGGUCACUA
This is a messenger RNA of Erinaceus europaeus (western European hedgehog), 626 nucleotides long. Its product is annotated as zinc finger protein 706-like. Lineage: Eukaryota; Metazoa; Chordata; Mammalia; Eulipotyphla; Erinaceidae. The transcript is spliced from 2 exons. The record is from RefSeq and is a predicted model, not a curated record. The coding region runs from base 69 to 290 and encodes 73 amino acids.